CUUUGUGUGCAAAUAACUCAUGUUUGUCGACUGAGUGUAUUUGGAGAACAUUUGGUUUAUCUCAACUAUUGCCUGCCUUUUUUGUCCGUUCUGAUCACCUAUACUUCUUAUUCUACCUCUUCGCCACAUACAGGCGAGUCCUGAUUCACCCGUUCAGUUCAGAAGGGAUACUGGAUCUACCUGAAUAUGUCUACGUCACAUGCACAGCCCGGACCCUCCGGAGGCUCGGCCUCGGGGGUGGGGGCGACCAGCGGGCGGAACCCCAGUGCUAGUAGUGGAAGAGGGGGGCAAGGCGAAAAAGAAACAAAACCCACAAAAUUGAGCAAGGCUCCUAGCACCAGUGCACGCAGAUUGCAAAGAGAACUGGCCGAAAUAACAUUGGAUCCGCCACCAAAUUGCAGUGCUGGACCAAAGGGAGACAACCUGUAUGAGUGGGUGUCCACCAUCCUGGGACCCAAGGGGUCAGUUUACGAGGGAGGAGUCUUCUUCCUGGAUAUACAUUUCACUCAGGACUAUCCAUUCAAGCCACCAAAGGUGAUAUUCCGUACCCGCAUCUACCAUUGCAACAUAAACAGUCAAGGCACCAUAUGCUUGGAUAUACUCAAGGACAACUGGAGUCCAGCACUUACCAUUUCUAAAGUCCUGCUGUCUGUAUGUUCCUUGUUAACAGACUGCAACCCCAACGACCCCCUGGUUGGCAGCAUUGCCCAACAAUACACCAACAACCGCGAGGAGCACGACCGCAUUGCACGACAGUGGACAAAACGCUACGCCACGUAAAAUAGUUCCUUGGAUGUUUGAGUUGCUUGGGUUGAUGACUGAGAGUCGAUGUUAUGUAUGCUGAAGUGCACCUUCUGAAUGCGGAAAAUGUGCAGUAAAUGUGACUUCCCAUGAAGCCAUUAAACUUCUCGCGAGUGAAUAGAGUGGCUAUAUAUUGUGCCAAUUACCCGCAUCAAUCAAAGUAGAGAACAAGAGGUGUCAUGGUCACUCUGGACUGUUUUUCGUCAUUGAAAGUCUGUGCGCUCCUGGACUGAUGUGGAGUCACGUGCUUGAAUUAGUGUACAAUUUGGUUCAUUUAGACGAAGCUUUUUCUGAUAUUACUGCCAAAAUAUUCAAUUAAUAUCUGUAGGAUAAGAUGAGGCUUUGAGGGGAUUUGUCCUUGAACAGUAAGGUUGUAGAUUCAUCACUACAACUGAGCUAGAUAAGAGGGUUGGAUUCAGCUCUAUUUCUCAGUGCUGAAUGGACAAAUCCUCUGUUUAAGCCACCCUCUGAAGCUCUUUGCCUGAUUGUAAGUUUAAACUUGCCAUGAGGUUUGUGGAUGAUAUAGUCAGACUUUGUGAAGCACUUUACUCAUGUACAGAUCACCUGAGCAUGGUUACCAUGGUAAAUUUCAACAUGGUUACCAUGCUAACUGUUUCAGCUUAGUAACCAUGGUAACAAUUUCAGCAUGUUUAAGUUGAUCCACUCUUGUAAGGUGUCUAUGCGUUUUGUUUUUUGCAAACUAUGUCUUCUGUCGUUGCUUUUAGAAAAGAAUCAUAUUGGAGAAGUGUCUUGCAGAUUUGAUUAACAUGUCAGUUUGAACACUUUGGUUGAAAGAUUAACAAUUUAGAAGUUAAUGGUUGGCUUUGAAAUGUUUAACCAUAAUCUUUCAUAUUGGUGAAUGGUAAGACCUUUGUAUAUUUGCCUCAGGAUUCCAUAAAAAGAGACUUAAAUAUGUUAUGAUACUGAUGGUAUGAUUGUAUGUCAACUUAAAUGUUGUACAAAUUAUUUGUAUUUUCAAACCCAUUUACGAAUGCUGAAAUCAUAUACUACCCUUACUAGUACUGAGGGGUAUUUUUACGAUGUUAGGAUUCUAAAAUGAGUAUAUGUCAUAUAUGUUAGAAAGAAUUUGUUGGGAACAAUAUUUUUGAGAAUAUUGUUUCAUGGAGCAAUCUUUGUCGGUGAUAAACUUCCUAAACACUAGUCACUUAGUUACGGUCCUGGUGUCAUAACUAGUGUAUCCCAAAUUGUUCUCCAAACCAGACCGUCGCAAUCUAACCCUGACCUCGAUUCACGGUAUAAAGUAGCUGCAAUCCCAAGAAAUAGCUUGUCUUUCAUCCUAUCAUAUUUCAUGUAAAUUUACUGUGGAAUUAUUUUGAUCUGUUUGUUUUUUGUGGCUAUUUUAUACCAUGUGUCAAGGGUGAAAACUGCAAGUAAUUUUGGGACCCCACCAGCAGUACACAGUCCCAGUCUUCAGCAGUUGUAUAUAAAUAUAGUUGGUGAAUGUAUUCAGUUUGUUCCACACCGAAAAGUCUGCUCGGAACUCCAUUUGUUUGGCACCUGGCAGGUUCUUCUUUUCCAACAACCCAAGCAUCUCUUGCUGAAGGAAAUUUCAUCGCCAAAAUUAUUCUCUCCAGUAGUACACCAUACCUGUGUUAAGUGUCGCACAUGGAUUCCUUUGAGCAAGAUGUAUGGAAGGGUUGGAAGAAAUAAUUUCAGGGAGUAAAUAAUGUGACCUGUUAUGAUGCCAUCUAUCAUGAUCUAUGAGGGCAUGGGUUAGUCUAGUAGUUAACGUAGUCAUCAGUCGCAAAGAAGCCCAUCAUGGACCUGCUUAAAUGCCGAUCUCUGGCUCCAAGUCUGCUGUAAAUGUCAGAAAAAAUCCCAAAUUGAAAACUUCAUGGUAAUGUUUAUUAAUGGUGUGAUGACUUGGUCCAGGUGACCUGUAUUUCACUGACAACAUGACCAAUGAAGAGGAAGAAACUUUCACAUUAAUUUUGCAUUAUUGUAUCGAAUGCAAUGUUAAUAUGUCUCUGAAAUAAAGAAAAUAAGAGCCUUUAUUUUGAAUCCUAGAUAAAUCCCUGAACAUUAUUUGAACCACUCUGCAUGUGUCCCUGCUGUGAUAUUGCUGCAAUAUUGCAAAAACAAAAGUGAUCUAAAAUAUUACUUCUCACCUGGGUAUAUAUUGGUGGAAACUGGACCCCGGGAGAGGAGCAGGAGAGUUAGACUAAGUUAACUCACAGACGUCUUUGAAAUUGAUUAUAUAAUUAUUUUAAAUGUCAAAUUUUCAACCAAGAGUUAUAUGGAUGUUACUAAAUUGUUACUUUAGCCUUUUAGUUUCUUUCGAAUAUGUCCCUUGUAUGUCAACUUUGAAGGGCUUACUCAAUCGUUUCAGAAACAUAUUUGCUUCUUUUUUUUCAAAAUACGAUUCCUAGCUGUUUCAUCCUAUGAAAUACAAGACAUCAAUGACAGCAGCAAACAUGCCUUUUCAUCUAUCUGUGUCCAGUUAAGCCAUCCAAUAAAAAGGACCCUAGUAUUACCAAGAUGCAUUGAUAGGCCAGUGGCUAUUUUGUUAGCUGAUAUAAGAUUUCUGUCUUAAUCAUGACUAUGACAGCAUGUGCUGUAUAAAAUCAGUGAUAUUGAUCAGGACUUGCUUCUCAACAACAAGAGCACCGAAGUACCAGGUUUAUGUUUGAUGUCGCAUACGAGUGAUGUUUCUUUACAGUGUUGGACAUAGAGAUCACUCUUGUACAUAACCUUUGUGACAGUUGCCAUUUGUUAGGGGAACAGUAUCAAUGGGUUGCAGCAGAACAUGUAUUUGGGUAAGCUGAAGUAACAUGUCUUUAAGGUCGGAAUUAGUAUUCAUAAUUUUUCACAUACAUCCAGUCAUUAUUUGCAGUUUUGUUGGGAUUUCAUUGAGGAUUAUUGAUCAUAAUCUUUUUGUCAUAACUAAUUCAUCAUAAUUGGUUCCGUUUCAUAUGUUUUCCCAACAUGUCAGUGCCCAUUUUCAUCAUAAUUUCAAAUUACAGAAUGUUAUUCAAAAACUGUUUCCUGUUUUUUCCUGACAAUGUAUCCAUAAAGUACUUAUUUUUGGUGCAACUAGUAAAUCUUUUUUUUUAAUCAUUCAUCAUAACAUCACUAUGUGUCAUCUGAGUCUUGUAAAAGGAUGCAUAUCAGUGAUGUUGAUUGUAAUACAAUAAUGUUACACCCCUAACAAGGCUUUCAAAUUGCUAAAUCCAACAUGUAUAAGCCUUGACAUUGACUCUUGAGCACAAGUAGAUGUGCCUGUCCGGUUGCUUACCAUGCUUACGUCUGUCGAUAAAACAGAGCAUGUUUUACUUGAAUACAACCCAUCGCUUCAUCCAAGGACAUGCUGCGGAAGUUGAUCGACUGCCCAAGGGAUUAAUUAUGCCUGACUGUAUCAUAUUCCAUUUGAUGAUGUUUGUCUGGUAUUUUCCUUUGUUCUGUACACAAUGUAUUUAAACUAUUGAUGCUUCAGGGAAUAUUACUACAGUAAAAAUUAAAUGUAUUUAAUUGUAAUUAGUAUUGUAGACUCACUGGUUUAAUGUCAAGAUAAUUUGAACGGUAUAAACUGUGGAUAAUUGUGUAAUGGAUAUAAUUUGUAUUUAUUUGUGACAAAAUUGAGAUUUUAGUCAGUGUAUGAUAUUAGUUCCUUUCAUCAAUAUUAGUUGCUCUGUUUCAGUUGUUAGUUAUUCUCUUAUGAGUAGAGUACCAACAUUACCAAUAUCUUUGGCCUGUUUUCGCAUUUAACAUUAUGUUACAGUUAGCAGACUGCAACUUUGAGUUUUGAUCAUGUUUGACUUGAGUUUGACCCAAAACCAUAAGAAAUUAGUUGCCAUGAUAUGUUUGAUUCCUUCAUGCCAUCCUGUUUGACCCAUUGAUGUUGGUGGAUCUAACUGGAGUUUGACAUUUUGUAUUUCUUGGUUUGUAAAAUUAUGAAAUAUUUAUUGACAUAAGUUCGUCUCAGCUGUGAAUUGCUACCUCAUUUAGUAUAUUCUUGUAGCAUGGAGAGAAAAAAUAUUAAUUUUGGCAGUCUGGUGUUCACUUGCUUGUGCAUGAUAUAUUUAAUGCCACUAAAAUUUCAAGACCUUACUGUAUGUGUGCAGGAAAGUUUGAAAAAGAAUGAAAUCUGAGCUAGAUAACGGUGACACUUUGGAAUAUUUGACCUCUGUUACAAGUAGUGUAUGCAUACUCCCAAGAUACACUGUCACAAAUGUUCAUAUGUUUAAAUUUUCAGGGUAAUAUGUAAAAGCUGUUAUACAAACCUCAAAUUUUUUUGAUUAAUAGGAAGGGGUAGCCUUGGGAUUUUUGUUCAAGAAAAUACUUCUCUUUUGUUGUUAUUAUUUCAACCUGACAUUAGUUUGGGCAUCCAUUACACACCAAAAUCCCUUCCAUCAUCUAGAAGUUUAUUUUUUGUGCAGAAGUUAUGUUUUUCCCCUUUCAGACUAGAUUAUAUUUUAGGUAAUAUCCCAGCCCCCCACCACCCCCCGAGGAUGACAUGAACAGUCCCGGAGCCUUGUGAAACCCGUUUCCUCUGUAUCCGCUUCAUUGCAUACUGUCAGGGGUAUAGUCUUCGUUCAACAGAUAACAACAUGGUUUGUCAUGUGUAUGUAAAUAUAUGUGUAUAUGUAUGUAUGUGGUUUAUCAAUGAUAUAAACUAUGUGCUAUUAA
This is a messenger RNA of Haliotis rufescens (red abalone), 5448 nucleotides long. RefSeq names its product ubiquitin-conjugating enzyme E2-24 kDa-like. The record is from RefSeq and is a predicted model, not a curated record. The coding region runs from base 187 to 780 and encodes 197 amino acids. The transcript has 5 exons. Gene Ontology annotation, cellular component: nucleus. Gene Ontology annotation, molecular function: ubiquitin conjugating enzyme activity. Gene Ontology annotation, biological process: protein polyubiquitination. Lineage: Eukaryota; Metazoa; Mollusca; Gastropoda; Lepetellida; Haliotidae.